Lactuca virosa is the source of this 468-nucleotide messenger RNA. The record is from the annotation of a GenBank genome assembly. NCBI's taxonomy places the organism in Eukaryota, Viridiplantae, Streptophyta, Magnoliopsida, Asterales, Asteraceae.
AUGGUCACGAAAAAACAACAGAUCGCCUUCCACCGAUCUCCAAUGGAACGCCGGCAGUUUUUGUUAGAUCCAGAGGAGUGUUCAUCCCGAGGUAGUCACCACCGGUUAGCCGAGGUCGCCGGAGGAACCACAGCUGAAUGUGCAGCGGUGGUCUGCUGCUUCCCCUGCACCGUCGUUAACUUUUUGGUGUUGGCCGUGUACAAGGUUCCGGCGGGUUUGUGCCGGAAGGCUUUAAGAAAGAAGCGGCGCCGCCGGCUCAAGAAGAAAGGGGUAUUGAUCCAAACUACGCAUGGCGUUGACGGGAUCAGCAUCGAUGGGACGGAGUUCUCCCUCCAUACGGCGGCGGCCGAUCGGUUAGUUGUGAAAUCGAUGGACUCUGACGAAGAUUUAAUCGAGUUAGAAAAUGAGAUGUGGGAGACGUUCUACGGAACCGGGUUUUGGAGAAGUCUCUCUCAAAGGAUCGAUUGA